GCCAUUCUUUAAUGUGAAAGCGCGUAUGAAGAAUGCGCAUAAAGAAACGCACCCGCGUUGAAGCCGCACGUUCGCACGGUGUGUUAUUUCGGUGUGCAGUGACAACCCUUAGAGGCACGGGCGCAAUAAUCAAUUUGAAUAUUGUGAAGUACUCACAGAGGUCAAGAGAUGAAGAACAUGAACUACGGCACUCUCAAGACUCGCGCACGGGUCACGGCGAUAGAGAGAGGGCGCACGGGAUGGUAACGCGCGUAUCGAAAAGCAUCAGUGCGAGAUCAGAUAGGGACUUUAACAAUAGUCAAUUAUUCUCCUCGCAUUCGAUUGUAAUCAUCCCAUGGUCUACCGGCUUAUUUAAACUUUACUACACCAAUUUAUAAUAGAACCUAAACCUAAGCAUACAUCAAAUAUAAAACACGUUUUGGACGCAAAAAAACUAUUUGUAAGACAAUAAAACUGUUAGUUCAUAAUAAUCACUUAUAUUAUAUAGACGUACGUAAUUAUUUUAGUAGUAAUUACUUAUUAUAGUUUUUUCCUUAUAGUACUUAACGACAUUAAUAUUUUUUUUGUCACGUCAUAAUUAAUUUGUAUAAGGAAUUUGCAUUAAAUUAAAGAGAUAAUAAAUUUUGUCGUAAAUAUAAUUUUAAUAGAAUUCAUUAUACAUAUUUUAAAUCAAUAAACUGGAUAAACUAAAAAUAUAUUUAUAUAUCAAAAUGUUACUUAGAAUUAUUGACUCGGUUUUUAUAAAUACAUAAUUGAACUUUCACAUAUAAAUAUAGCGUAUAAAAUUAAUAUUGCACAAUGAACUAAAAAUAAAAAUGACUAUAUCUUAAAAUAUUACUCAGUCAGAAUUAUUGCCAUUUUUUGAAAUACUUAUUGUACUAUCGUAUAAUAAAUAACAGUACGUACAUCACAGUAACAUUGCACAAUAAACAAAAAAACACACACAUAUAUAAAAAUAUAUAAAAAUAUUAUAUAAAAAUAUUAGUCAUGUCAUAGUUAUUGUGCUUUUUUUUAGUAAUACCGCAUCUUAUCACAUAACAGUAACACUGUACAAUAAACAAAAAAAAA
Molecule: messenger RNA, 1068 nt
Organism: Solenopsis invicta (red fire ant)
Lineage: Eukaryota; Metazoa; Arthropoda; Insecta; Hymenoptera; Formicidae
Exons: 2
Coding region: 33-377 (114 amino acids)
Source: RefSeq, a predicted model, not a curated record